AUAGGAAGCCGUAUUACAAGCAAGCGUGUCUCAGAAAUGCUAGAGAGUUGCUUUCCGUGCUCAUAUAUAAUGCCGUUGGAGAUGCUUUUUGCAAACAUUGAAUGUAAUGGGAUAAAACUGCAUGCAUCUUGACCCCAGACCCGGAUGGAGUUGGGAACCUGAGAAUAUACUGGAUAAUUGUCGUUCUCGUCAUCCUUGUUGUAUUGGUGGAACAUUAUAAUAAAAAUUCUUGCUGUCUUCUGGUCCUAGUAAAAAAACCAAUGCAUUGCCUAAUGGGCGAACAUUGAAAUCUGGUUUGAAAAAUUCUCAAACACCAAAUGAGUACAACAGCAACCCAGUUGAAUCCCACAAAAUUAUGGUCUAGGGAGAGUGUGUGUAUGCUGACCUUAUCCUACUCGAAAACAAAGAGGCUUUUUCCAAAGAGACCCCCGACUCAAGCACCAUAGGCUGGCUGGGAGAUAUCCUUGCUAAUCAAUUCUGAGAACUCUUUGACUGAACCUUAUGUUGCACACACCCUUCUGGAAGCUAUUUGCUCUGAAUCUGCUAUCUUCUUUGGAAACAGCAUGCCAAUACGUGAUGCUGAUAUGUAUGGAUGGAAUGCACCAGAGAAAUAUCAUAAAUUGGCCAUGAAACUGAGCUCAGAGUCAUGUAACUAUAUACAAGUCGGUUCCAAUAGAGGAGCUAGUGGUAUUGAUGGCUUGCUAAGCACUGCCAUUGGUUUUGCUGUUGGCUGCAACAAAAGAGUACUUUCUGUACUUGGUGAUGUUUCUUUUCUGCAUGACACAAAUGGAUUGUCAUUGUUGAGACAACAGAUUCCACGGAAGCCAAUGACAAUACUUGUCAUAAACAACCAUGGUGGUGCGAUCUUCAGUCUUCUACCCAUAGCAACUAAUACGGCAAGAAACAUUUUAGACCGGUACUUUUACACGUCUCAUGAUGUUUCAGUUCAAAACCUAUGCCUGGCACAUGGUGUGAAGCAUGUGCAAGUAAGUACAAAGACGGAUUUAAGAGAUUCUUUAAUCGCAUCAAAAUCACAAAAUGUGGAUUGUGUCAUAGAAGUUAAUAGCUCCAUUGAAGACAAUGCUGGUUUUCAUAGUACUCUGAGAAAAUUUACAUGUCAAGCAAUGAAUCACACUUUGGAUAGCCUUUCAAAGAUUUCAAUUCCAAAUUCUGCUUUUCAUGGCCCAGUGCUCUACAAAGUUUGUAAAAUGGAGUAUUCACUUUAUAGAGUUCAGCUAUCUUCCCCUCCUACUUCAGCUUCAGCCAAUUACAAAUCAUCUGCCUUCUUUCGAGAAGGCUUUAUUAUAAGUUUGUCACUUGCCGAUGGUAGCAUUGGCUUUGGGGAGGUUGCACCUUUAGAAAUUCACAAAGAAAACCUUUUUGAUGUUGAAGAGCAACUCCAAUUCCUCACUCAUACUAUAAAAGGAGUUACAAUCAACCAGUUUCUUCCCUUGUUGAAGGGCUUAUUUUCUUCUUGGUUGUGGCGUACUUUUGGAAUUCCGACAGCUUCAAUCUUUCCAAGUGUCCGAUGUGGCCUGGAGAUGGCUGUCCUCAAUGCGGUUGCAGCUAGUGAAGGUGCAAGUUUGUUUAAUAUACUUCGUCUGCAUAGAGUGGAGUUUCCUGGGAGGUCAUCAGAUGUAAAAAUUUGUGCACUUCUGGACUCUAACGGGGCCCCUGAAGACAUUGCUAGAAUAGCAGCUGAUCUUGUGAACGAGGGAUUUACAGCUCUAAAGCUAAAGGUUGCUCGGUGUCAUGAUCCCAAUCAUGAUGCUGCUAUUGUACAAGAGAUAAGAAAGAGAAUAGGUGGAAAUGUUGAAAUUCGUGCUGAUGCAAACAGGAAUUGGUCCUAUGAGGAAGCCGUUCAAUUUGCCCAUUCUGUAAAGAAUUGCUGUCUGCAGUAUAUUGAGGAACCUGUUGAAAGUGAAGAUGAUAUUAUCAGGUUUUAUGAAGCAACUGGCUUGCCUGUGGCUCUUGAUGAAACCAUCAAUGAUUAUAAAGAAAAUCACUUUGAAGUGCUUUCAAAGUACACUCAUCCCGGGAUAGUUGCAUUUGUUAUCAAGCCAAGCGCUAUUGGUGGGUUUGAAAAUGCAGCAUUAGUUGCACGAUGGGCUCAGCAGCUGGGGAAGAAUGCUGUUAUCAGUGCCACAUAUGAGACUUCAUUGGGUUUAGCAGCGUAUGUUCAGUUCUCACAUUUUAUUGACCUUCAAAACCUUGAUAUACUCCGGCUAACUAAUAAGAAAGAAAGGCCAUCAAUCCCCCAUGGUCUUGGAACAUACAAAUGGUUUAGGGAAGAUGUGAGCACUCGUAAAUUAGUAACCUGCCGUAAUCCAACCAAUGGCUGUAUGGGGUCACCAGUUGCUGAUGCUGAUAGACUCAUAAAGGGAUUUCAAUUCAAUAAGACGGCAGUUGUUCGGAGUUCUACUAAUGCUAAUAUUCAUAUGUACCAGUUGGAAACUGAUCUGGACAAUGUCUCCAUCUCUAUCAAUGUCUAUGAUACUGGGGAAAGUGCAAAUAACAUUGUUCUAGUUUUUCUGCAUGGUUUCCUUGGAACCUGUGAAGAAUGGAUUCCAAUCAUGAAAGCCAUGUCUGGCUCUGCCAGAUGCAUUUCAAUUGAUCUCCCAGGCCAUGGAAGAUCACAGUUGCAAGAUUGGGUUGACAAUGAUGUUAUGGACAAAUCAACAUUUUCAAUUGAAGCCAUCGCAAUUAUGUUGUGCAAUUUGUUUGAUAUUUUACAUCUGAAGAAAGUGAUUCUUGUUGGGUAUUCCAUGGGAUCCAGGAUUGCAUUAUACAUGUCACUAAGAUGCAAUGCGAAGGUUGAAGGGGCUGUCAUUAUCUCUGGGAGUCCUGGAUUGACAAAUUCAGUAGAAAGAGAAAUGCGCAGGACCAAGGAUGACUUUACUGCAUCUCUCCUGGUUUCUUCGGGCCUGGAAUCUUUUCUAAACGUUUGGUAUGCUGGUGAUCUCUGGCACAGUUUAAGAUGUCAUCCACAUUUCAAGAAGAUAGUCUCCAGCCGCUUGCGACAUGCUGAUCUGGAAUCUCUGGCCAGAGCUCUGUCUGGUUUGAGCAUUGGCAGGCAACCGUCCUUGUGGGAAGACCUGAAACUCUGCGAGCGGCCACUUAUGUUCAUAGUGGGAGAAAGUGAUGCCAAAUUCAAGGCCAUCGCCCAGAAGAUGCUCAAUACAAUGGAUCAAAAUGUGAGUGUUGUGAAUUGUCCAGAAAUAGUUGAGAUUCCUUGCUCUGGGCAUGCUGCUCAUCUUGAGAACCCUCUUUCUGUCAUCAGUGCAAUAAGCCGGUUUUUGAGGAAGGUGAAGAACUAAUAUAACAAAACCAUCUUUCAUUCCAACAAAAAAAACAGAUAGAUUUCAACUUACAUUUUGUUAUAUAUUCAUUCUAUUGUUUGGCUUGAUGUAUUGUUUGGAGCUUUAAGAAUGUUCCAUUCACUUGUUCUCAUUGCAACACAAGGGUAUCACAACUAAACUUUCAUUACUCAUUGGGGGGAAAUGAAACUUUGAUUCGAUA
Molecule: messenger RNA, 3519 nt
Organism: Cuscuta campestris
Lineage: Eukaryota; Viridiplantae; Streptophyta; Magnoliopsida; Solanales; Convolvulaceae
Source: the annotation of a GenBank genome assembly